Paramecium octaurelia is the source of this 2536-nucleotide messenger RNA. NCBI's taxonomy places the organism in Eukaryota, Ciliophora, Oligohymenophorea, Peniculida, Parameciidae. The record is from the annotation of a GenBank genome assembly.
AUGUCUGGUCAUAAGCAAAUUUAGCGUAUUAACUUGUAAAUCAUUAAAACCUACAAAUUACAACGCUUUCCAAUAAUUUCAAUAUGUCUAGACCAUCAGCAAGGGAAUGAACGUUUGUAUUUUGGGACAUGUGAGGAACCAUCCAAUAGGUUAGUGUCAUUUCAUGAUUUGAACUUGUUUGUUAAUAAAGCUUUUUAUUUUCUUCAUAGGAACACUCAGGAAGUCUAUUAAGGUCUUAUCCCCAUCAUGUAUUACGCUUUUUAUAGAAAUCAAUUUACCAAUAUGACAUUUUUUGGACCUCCUGGUAUAUCUCAGUUUAUCAUGUAAACCAAAUAUAUGCUUGGAGUACGAUGUCUAGCCUUUGGAGCAAUGGAUUUGAAUAAGGAAAUGAUAAUAACACAAUAGAAAUUUGGAAUAGGAAAUAAAAUGUAAUUCUUGGAUUUGAUCAAAACUUCAGUCGAGAGCCAGACUCCUAAUUUGAAGUCAAUUAAUUAAUUUGUUCAAGAAUAAACUCAUCAAUAUGUGGUUCCAAAAGAAUUCGUAGAUUAAAAUAAACAUAUAGCAUUGCAAUUUUCUAAAGUAAAAUCCUUGUUUGGAAAUAAGUAAAAACUUAUAUCUAUAUCCCUCUAGUCCUAAUCUUACUCAAUAUCUAGUGACAUUUAAAGUUGAGUAACAAAUAGAUUUUGAAAAAUGUAGAAAUCUGAACAUCCCACUGAGUCGGAUUCCUGAUAUAAAAGAGGGAAGGUACUCUUUGAAUAACAGAUUAGUGAAAUUCGAAGAAUUGAAUAAAAUUAAUCCCUAAUUGCUGUAAUAAGCCAUACUCCUUUUGGAUUUUAAGACUGAAGACGAAGUUGUAGACUUUGCUUCAAACAUCUUUGAUUAAUUACGAGAUGAAUUAAAAAUAUACAGAGAAGAAUUUAAUAAAUACAAUUAGAAUCCAGAUUUGAAUCAGACACUCGUAAUUGUUCAUUAUGCUGAUAAGCAAUUGUUGGAUUCGGAGAAAUAUCAAAAUAUAAUUGAAAACCUUAAGAAAUUAGAUUAUAAAUUAGUCCAUAUUAUAACUUCCCAAGAAUAUUAUUGUGAGUUGGAUAAUGUAAGUAAAAUGGACUUGGGCAGAGAGAACUUUGGAUAUUAUUAUCUAGAUUUUUUAAAAUUUAUGAAAACCAAUUUGCCUGCUUUAUUUAGAGGAUAAGAAUAAGUUAAUCAAUUUCAAAUUAAUAAAAAUAUGACAAAUCUCAAAUCAUUAUGGCCAAAAGAGUCAAAAUAUAUUCCUAUGAGAAUGAAAACAAUUUAGAUUAUCAGUGGAACCCUAUAUUAUGAAGACUUGAAAGUCAAGAGAUAGAUUUCUUACUCAAUGUAAAAAGAAGAGAAGUAGUUAUUAAUUAGUUUAUGUAAGGACAUUUCAUAAACCUAAAAUAAAUGCUAUGAAGUUUUGAUGUUAGGAACAUCAUCUUCAAUUGAAAAUUAAUCAAGGAAUGCGAGUGGAAUACAUGUUAAACUCAAUAAUAUUGGAAUAUUGAUGGAUUGUGGAUAGAAUACUUUAAAUUAGUUUUACUUUAGUUGUUAGGAUGAUGAAGAUUUCAAAUAGAAAAUAAGCGAUGUAUAAGUCAUUUAUAUAUCUCAUUCUCAUAAUGAUCACCAUUAAGGUCUAUAUGAUUUUAUUAAACAUAAGUGUGCUUUGUCAAAAGAACCAUUUUUUUUGUUGCUUCCAAAGCCAAUUUAUUUAUGGUACUCUUAAUUAUUUACAAACUUAUUUAAAGAAGAAUUUGGGAUGAAAAGCUAUGUUAAUUAAAUCAAAAUAGUAUACACAGAUGCUUUAAUCAGUUCAAAUGUUUAAGAAAAGGUUUAAGCUAAAUAGAAAAAAUCGAUUAAUGUAAAUCAGUUAGAAUCUGAGGAAUUUCCUGAAAUUAAUUACUUAUUUAAAUUUGAUAAUAAUUUAAAUAAAACAGAAUUUUAGGAAUUUCUUUAGUAUAAAAAUAUACAAUUAGAUAUAGAAAUGACUUAGCAUUGUUAAUAUAGUACUGCAAUUAAAUUGGCUUCAAAUGGGAAAACGUUAGUUUAUUCAAGCGAUCGCUAGGGACAACUUAGUAAAUUCGGUACCAAAUUUUCUAAAUUUGCAAAAAAUUGUGAUCUUUUAAUUCAUGAAUGCACAUAUCCUGAUGAGAUGGUUGAAAAGUAAUUAAUUUCCAUAUUUUAUUAUAGAGCUUUAUCUGCUAAACAUUCUACGUUUUUAUAAGCUUUCUUCAAUGGAUACUAAUUGAAUGUAAAGAAUUUAGUAAUGACUCAUUUUACAGAAAGAAGUCUUUUCUAAUUAAAGUAAUUCUUUCAUGCAGAUGGAAAGUUAAAUAUACCUGCAUUCAAAAAAUUAUUAGAAUCAUGGCCACUUGCUUCUACCUUGCCAUUUAAUGUUGAUGAUGCAGUCCAAUAUUUAGAAAAUAAUGUUAUAUUUGCUUGUGAUUUUAUGAAUUUCGGAGAUGGAAAUGUAGAUAAAUUAAGCAAAAUAUCCCGUAUAAUUGUAAAAAGCCUUCUUCCUUGA